CCACAUUGUCCAAAGGAGCACUCAUUUUGCAAAUGAAAAUAUUUGGAAAUAAAUUUUCACAUGAAUUUCAGAGGUAUUUACAUUAAACUCAAACUUUAAGAAUUGUUACCCUCAAUUCCAAAUUUGAGUCAGACUGCAUGUUUUACUUUUUUAAUAAGAAAACAAAUCUGAAUCUUGGGCUAUGCUGCGGCUAGUCCUGUUAAGGCACCAUUUAAUUUAAUGGAUCCACCCCAGAGUCUGAUGCCAAAUUGGCGCUAGCAAGGCCAGCACACCUGCAGGACACUAUAUAAUUGGUCAUGUUCGUAUGUCCUUGUACGCCAGUGACCAAGUCUGGCCAGUUGGAGAGUCUGUCUCUGGUCAGAUUAACUGGUGGACUGCAGAGGUAAAAGGCCCAGCGGCUUGACGUUAUAUGUUUUAGAAGAGAUCACGUUUGUCUGUGCUCUCCAAAAUAGACAGUGGAGGUUGCAGCACUGAACACAAACACACAUGCAAAUUAAAUUCACAUACAGUAGGCUAUCUGAAUCUAGUAUGUAGAAUCAUGUCCUCUUUCACUUAAUGUGAGACCUGUGUUGUUUCAGACCAAACUCCAACACCUACUCGUUUCUUGAAGAAUUGUGAAGAAGUGGGAUUGUUCAAUGAACUUACUAGUCCAUUCGAACAUGACUUCAAAAAGGCCACAGAGGAUGAUAUCAGAAAGAAGCAAAUCGGAGGAAGCCUCAGCAGUGGAGACCCAUCGAGACAGCCCCCUGCCCCGCCCAGAGUCUACCACCUGUGAUGAAAAGGACAUUUCUCUGGAGCCGGUUUCACAGCCACCAUCUACCAUAGUUCAGACUGAGUCCUUCCGAGUUCCGACUGUGCUUCUGGCAAGCAAUGAUACCGGUGUCGUAAUACAGCAAGCAUUACCAUCACCAACCUCGAGCUCUGUAAUUACACAAGUCCCAGCCUCAAGUAGGUCUGUUGUUCCUGUUACCGGAACCUUCCCUGUACUCUUACAGCUACCUAAUGGACAGACGAUGCCCCUUACCUUCCCAGCAGCCAUUGCAGACCCGAGUGGACAUAUUCCCACUGCCAUCCCUCUUGUCAGGCCCGUCACCGUUAUGCCUAAUGUGCCAGGAAUCCCAGGACCCUCCUCCCCGUCACCCAUCCAAUCAGAGGCCAAAAUGAGGCUCAAAGCUGUGCUAACCCAGCAGCAACCGCAGUUAACCAAUGGGAGGACAGGCGAGGCUCAGAGCAGUGAUAUGUGGACCCACACUCCACCCCCGGCACAACCCGAGGAGCCCUGUCCCCAGCAGCCUGCCACCUCCACCACAGAAGCACCUGCCUCCCCAGCCCCGCCCGCCAACCCCGGCCCGAGUGGCGGAGGCAGGCGUCGCCGGGCCGCAUGCGAGAACCCGGACGAGAAGAGGCGCAAAUUCCUGGAGCGAAACCGGGCGGCGGCUUCGCGUUGCCGGCAGAAGAGGAAGGUGUGGGUCCAGUCUCUGGAGAAGAAGGCUGAGGACCUGAGCUCCACGAACGGGCAGCUGCAGAGCGAAGUGGCCCUGCUGAGAAAUGAAGUGGCGCAGCUGAAGCAGCUCCUCUUGGCUCAUAAAGACUGUCCUGUAACCGCCAUGCAGAAGAGAUCGGGCCAUCACGGCGCUGAAGAGGAGGACACCUGCGAGGAGGCACCCGGGAGUCCCCAGGCAGGGGCCAUCCAGCACAGCUCCAUCACCACCUCCAACGGGCUGGGCUCCUCCUCCUCCUCCUCCUCCGCCCCGGCUGCCACCCCCGCACCAGCGGCGGAGCAGAGCCACGCUCUCAGGGAGCUGAUCACAUGAGCCUCGGGGUCACGCCCUUCUCAGCGAGCCACACUGGCAAGGAAGCUGGACGGGGAAGACGCUUCGGGAACUAUCUCAAUGUGGGAAAAUGCUGUAUUUAUGUCUGAAUUGGUUUCUUUGUGGUUUAGCAAUUUAUUACUGCUCUUUAACACUGUUCAAAUGUGUCUCAUUUGACGUGAAUGCGGAUGCAGGAGGAAUCAUCUCCUCAUGGUUUUGCCAGAAGUGUCUUUUUUCUCCUUUGUUCUAACAUGUACUGUGUUUAUUUGAUGUGUGUGUAUGUGUGUGUGUGUGUUUUGUGUAAAAAUUAGUGAAUGGUGAUGGGAUGUUUUGAAUGGGUUAACAGUGCUUCGAUAAUGAGGCAUCCCAGCUGAAGCAUGUCUUCUGGCUUAUUUAUAAAAUGGCUGUUUUUUAACUUUAUCUUUUUAAACACUACUUGGAAGAGAGAGGCAUAGGAGGAACAAGGCACUUUCAUUACUGUGUUUUAUAUUUUGCACAAGAGGUGGGAAGGCAUGUUGACUUUGCAUUAUGUUUGGUUGUGUACGUGUGUGUGUGAGAGAGAGACAGAGUGAGACUUGAAACACUCGCACAGUGUGCUUUUAAUGCUGCCAGUGCCGCUAAUUGUGAAAUGUAAUCUUUGAAUAACUUAGUGCUUUGACUGACAUUCCAUGUGCAGUUUGAAUGUGACAUACAGUGGUUGUAGCUUUAUUGAACAACAUCACUCAGACACAUCCUUGAUGCUGUCUUUUCUGAAUGUGCUAUUAUUUCUUUUAUAAUUACUUUCCUGCUAAGACUGUUCUAUAUGCAAAACAAAAUCACUCAGAUUCUUUGUCCUCUUGACCAAAGUUUCUGUCCACCUAAUUACUUUGAUCAAGGAGUAUAUUUUUAACAACAGCAUUUCCAGUUGUUUUUAAGUGACUGUUCAAGAAAUUGGUAUCAAGCUAAACAAAUAUAGUUUUUCUUUGUUUUCCAAAGGAAUUGUACGUGUGGCAUUUUAAGAAAAUUUUAAAUGACUUUUCAAAAAAUCUAUGUCUUUAAUAUGACUGUUUUAAUACUGUAUUAAAGACACAGUAAUAAGCUUUAUUCUUUUUACAAGGAAAAAUCAUCCCAAUCGAAACCUUGUGGGAUUGUACAGGUCUGUCGUAUUUUUUAACUACAAUACAAUCAUCAAAAUAUGAAUAUAAUCACGUGUUGAAAAUGUAAGACAAUGUAGAAUUAAAAAAAAAAGUUACUUAAGCUUCUAUGGAGAAUGUCAGCUAUUUACUGUAGCUUCCAAAUCACAGAAUUGUUAUUUUGAAUCUAUUAGUCUUUCCUCUUUAAAUGUAAUGGCUUACUACUGUGUAGUUUCAUGAGGCUUCACUACAUUAUUUGACUUCAGAAAUCCUGUAUAGAAAAUUAUUUCUCCUCAAGCAUUACAUUUGUACAGUUACUGUUUUGUGCUAUUUGCAUGAGUAAAUUAUCUCAAUUUCACAGCAGUGUCUCAGAUUAAUAAGCAAAACUGCCCAUGCUAUAUCCCCUUGAGUUGCCUGUUACCAGGAGCCUUUGGGAUCAGGACUGGUCCUGAAAGUAAUUUCAUCCUGGUUUAAGUCCAUAAAAUACAUGUUAUAUUACUGUGUUGGCAGUAAACAUUUAACAUAAAGGUUAUGCAUUUUGCAUUUUAGAUGAAUAUAGAGUAAUAAAUCUUUUAAUAACUAUUUUAAAGUAUAUGUAAACCCUCUAAAUUUGUACGACAGUGUAUUUAAUUUGGUUCCCCUAUAGUAAAAUAAUGACUGUUUUA
Molecule: messenger RNA, 3588 nt
Organism: Anguilla rostrata (American eel)
Lineage: Eukaryota; Metazoa; Chordata; Actinopteri; Anguilliformes; Anguillidae
Gene: atf2
Product: activating transcription factor 2
Exons: 9
Coding region: 636-1814 (392 amino acids)
Biological process (GO): regulation of transcription by RNA polymerase II
Molecular function (GO): cAMP response element binding; DNA-binding transcription factor activity, RNA polymerase II-specific
Source: RefSeq, a predicted model, not a curated record